AUGCUCCUCGCCUACCUCUACCGCCUCCAUGGGGUGGAAGGGGGGCUGAUGGGGUCGUUUCUCGCCACGCAAAUACGGGCGAUCGGGGGGCUUUGCGAGGUUCUUUCUUCCACCACAACCGGGGAGGAGUUGCCCGUGCGGCGGGCGCUUGCGGGGGUGGCCGCCGCGCUCACGGCUCUCCGCACCUGUGGGGGGAAACUGCUGAAGGAGGCGCCGCAGGAGGUGGAGCGGGCGGUGCGGGAGGGGAAAAACGGCCUCGCGCGGCUGAAAGAGGCCUCCCCUGCUUUCAGCCUCGUUCGCUUUGGGGUUCUUCUCGAGGCGAUGGGGGAGAUCGCGGCGGGGCGGCUGCGAAAAGGUCGGCGAUCCGUCACCGAAGCGGAGGCUCCUGUGGAGGCGAUGCUUGACGACCUCUGCGAGAUUCUCGUGCAGGCCUCUUCGUCGUCGUCUUCUACUGGAGGGGCUUUUGCGAAGCGCACGCAGCGGCGUAUUAUUGAAACCGCGUGCACGCUGAGCGGGGUGUCGUGGGAGUUCUUGCUGAGGUCGGAUAAGCCGCCGAGGUGGUACGCCACUGCGGCAUCACCGCCUUCCGACGACGAGGACGUGGAAAAAGGGAAGGGGGGGUCGCGGGAGAAUUCCCCGAGCAGCGCCUCUUCUACAUCGUCUGAGGAAGGGGAGUGGGAGCGGAAGCAGGCCUCUAUUCGCAAGCUGCGGCACGAAGAGAAGGCCAUCGCAGGGCAGCGCUUUAAUACCGAGCAUAAGCGAGAAAUCUUCAAGGCCGUCGCCUCCGCCACCGAUGAUCUCGAGUGUUUCAACCUCCUUAUGCACCGCGAUCCGAGCUAUAGCCGCUUUCAUGACGUAUGCGUCAUUCUAAUCCAAUGCUGCUGUCAGGAGACAAAAUACAACCCUUACUACGCCAGCGUGCUGGAGCGUUUUUGUAAUUCCAAGAGUGCCUGCCAGCGGAAGUUGCAGUUCGCCCUGUGGGAUCGCUUCAAGGGCAUUCGCAUUGAACCGGUGGAUGUGGCGACCUAUCUCAACCUCGCUUGUUUUGUUACCACUCUUCUGGAGCACGGCGUUUUCACGUUAAGCGUGCUGCGGGGGCUGGAUCUCGAAAACACGAAUAAAACGAUCGGCUUGUUCACGAGGGUGCUGCUUCUUCGCAUGUUGGUGCAGCUGCCGCCUAAGCGGCUGACGGAGUUGUUCUUCGGCGGUGAUGGGUUUCGCGUGCACGAUUUGAACACCGACACGGCGACGUUCCGAGAAUCCUUGAGGAAGUUCAUGGAGCGGUACUUUGUGGACGAGGCUAUGAUGAACAGGUGGACGCCGGCAUUUUACGAUGUCGUCGCCGCAGGAACUUCGCUAGACGUGCACCCGGUUUCGAAAACCCCGAUGCAGGACGAGCGGGUGGGUGUCAGCCAACCGGGAAACAAAUCACAAGAUUUGGAAUCAGUUGACACCACCCAAAAGUUGCGGGAGUUCACGAAACGUAUUCGUGUUGCGUACAAGGCGUUGAAGCAUGGGAUUUCCUAA
Messenger RNA from Phytomonas sp. EM1, 1527 nucleotides. Lineage: Eukaryota; Euglenozoa; Kinetoplastea; Trypanosomatida; Trypanosomatidae. The record is from the annotation of a GenBank genome assembly.